CUGUCUUUUAAUUAUCAGCUUUCGUUACUGUCUACGAUCCUUUAUCAUCCGUUGUUUUAUCUUCUUCCCCUCUUCCGUCCCUCGGCUCUCGACAAGACCAUAACUAGGAGACCGCCUGGUGAUUGGGAACAGCCAGCAUGUCCUACCGAGAGAUAAGAAACCUGGUGGAACAUCUAAGGGCCCUGGGCUUCACGAGACUGGUGUCAUUGGAGAAUUUUUCAGUGCCCAAUUUCCCGCUUGUGGCAGAGAUCCUUACAUGGUCCAUCAAAAUGAUAGACAGUGAUUUUGACAUUGUAGACUCUACUGAGUGUGAGCAGGACCGUGUGAUACUCAUUCGCACAGCAGCUGUCUUCUUUUAUCAGAAAUUAGGACUGCGUCUAAACACCCUGCGUUUGUAUGGAGCAGACAAGCUUGCUGUACGAGAAUUGCUCAAAGUAACCUCUGGUCUGUAUCAGGCAAUGCAGACAGCAUUAAACCCAAGCACAUGCAACAUAGAAGAUAUGGAAAGUCAGAAGUAUUCAACAUCAUUGUCAGGAAAAGAAUUGCGGGAAGUACGUCAACUUGCAUCAACUAUUGUAAUGGAUGCGACUGCGCUGCAUGAUGGUUUGCAAAGAGAAAUUGACAACAAGAGCAAAAGGCAAGCAGUGUUGGAGCAGGCUAUAGAUGUAGAUUGCAUGGAAGCGACAGUUGUUGCAGCUCUGCACUCAUUUUCUGCUGCUAUUGCCCAGAUCAAGGAAUCCACUGAUCAGCUAGUUCAUCAGGGAACAGAGAUUGAAGAGAAAAUAGAGAAGAAGAGGGAAUCAUUAGCUAGAAAUAAGAAAAGACUAGAGGCACUGCAAAAGAUCAAACCAACUUGGCAAACAGAGUUUGAACAAGAAGAGAACGAGUUACGUCAGGUGUGGGAUGACUAUAUCACAAAGCAUAAGAAUUUAAUGUACUUAGAACGGCAGUUGCAAGAACUAGAAGAACAACAGCAACAGCAAUUAAAACACACCCUGGCCUUAGCUGCUAAAAGAGAAAAAGAGGGUGCACUGGCAGCUCUAGCCAGUGCUGAAUCAGAGGUGAAAAGCUCACCUGUUAGAUCUUGUAAGUAUGUAAAUAUUUGUUAGAUAAACUUAGGAAACUAUUUAAAAUAUUAGCCCUGAAGUUUGAAUAGAAAAAGUACAUUAAUUUAACAUUUCAUUAUAUGGCUUCUCUGAAAGUGUUUUUCUAUGAUAACUAUAAAAUAAUGUUGGGAAGAAAAGUGAUUGUUUUUGUGCCUGAUAAUGGAAAAUAGGAAGAAGGGACAUAACAAGCAAAAUAAUGUACUUCACGUAAUCCCCAUGUUUUUUUCCUGACUAUCACAUCAUGAAAAAAAUUGGUUUGAGGAAUAGGUUGAUGUGACACACCAUCAUAUACGCAAUUGGCUGAAAACCGGGGUGACAGAAACAUGAGAAUUUUGCCUAAAGGCCAGGAUGAUGGAAAUAAUUUGCCAUG
Penaeus indicus is the source of this 1476-nucleotide messenger RNA. Its product is annotated as clusterin-associated protein 1-like. Gene Ontology annotation, biological process: cilium assembly. Gene Ontology annotation, cellular component: intraciliary transport particle B; cilium; centrosome. NCBI's taxonomy places the organism in Eukaryota, Metazoa, Arthropoda, Malacostraca, Decapoda, Penaeidae. The transcript has 8 exons. Bases 138 to 1109 code for a protein of 323 amino acids. The record is from RefSeq and is a predicted model, not a curated record.